ACUUGAGAUUUUGGUUGAAUUGGUUUUUUGACAUGACAUUAGAGUUUUGCUGAAGAAGAGGUCACGAGUUCGAAACUCAUUGCCAUCAAGUUUUUAAAAAAAUAAGGUUUCACAUGCAGGACUUGAAGCAACCACGCAUGCAUGUGAGGGGAUAUUUAGAAUAUAAAAACCUUUUCUGGGCCUACAACCACAGCUACUAUCUAAAGUAGUUUAAUAUCAUUAAAUCAUAUUACACGAAAUCCCUUGAGGAUGGAUAUGCAGCAAGUUUUGCAGACCAAAUCUUCUGUUAAUGGCAAUGGAUUUGGCUAUCGUAAGCCGCAAAGUGCAAAAUCCGGUCACCGCCGGUUGACAAGUGUAGGAAAAGGGGGUGCAUUUGACGGUGCUUCACGAGAUCGGCUAUUUUACACAACUGCAUGCCUUAUUGGACUUCAAGUGGAAGUACAGGUGUUGGAUGGUUCUGUUUUUUCAGGGAUACUUCAUGCAACUAAUGCUGAUAAAGAUUUUGAUAUUGUUCUGAAAAUGGCUCGCCUUAUAAAAGAUGGUUCUCGUGGGCAGAAGAGUAGUUCUGAAUCUCUUAGCAAGCCUACUUCGAAAACAUUCAUAAUACCAGCUAAAGAGCUUGUGCAAGUUACAUCCAAGGGUGUCCAUUUAACUCAAGAUGAUGUAAAAUUCGAGUACCAGUUGGAAAGGCAGCAUGAAUUAAUGACUGAUUCAUGCAUAUCACAAUCUCAGAAUGUUGAGACAGAGCGAGAGUUGGAGCGCUGGGUACCUGAUGAUGAUACUCCUGAGUGCCCUGAACUAGAGAACAUAUUUGAUGGCCAUUGGAAUAGGGGCUGGAACCAAUUUGAAGUAAAUGAAACACUCUUUGGAGUGAAGAGCACAUUCAAUGAGGAACUCUAUACAACAAAGCUGGAGAGGGGCCCCCAAAUGAGGGAUUUGGAGAGGGAAGCUUUAAGAAUUGCAAGAGAAAUACAAGGCGAGGAAACCCAUGAUCUUCACCUGGCAGAGGAAAGAGGAGUUCAGCUUCAUGGAAACCUUGAAAUUGAUGAGGAAACUCUGUACUCGUCAGUCUUUAGGGGGGUUGAUGAUAGUGGUUGUGAUGAUUGCGAGGACAUAUUAUUGGAUAAAUGCAAUGAUGAAACAUUUAGUACAGCCACAGGGGAAUCAUUCAUCAGCACGAGCAGCAAAAAAUCUAAUGAUGUUCAAGAACCAGCACAAACUUCGUCCAUGGAUGAAGCUCGAUUGUCUAUAUCGAGUACUCGUGGGGAUAUCUCUUCAGCUUUUUAUAACCAGGCUAAAGAUUAUCAGGGAGAAUGUGUUAAUGCUAUGAAUGACAGAAGCGUUCAUGAUAUUCAGAUUACUGAAGUAACUGAACAUACUGGCGGUAAUUGCUCAACCGAAAUUACUGGAAGGAAAAUGCUGGCUGAUGAGGGAGGUGAGGGGUUAAAACCUGAGGCUACCCGUGAGGACUUAAUGUUAUCCGAGGAAGCCAAAAAGGAACCAUCAGAUAAGAGUGAACUAUCUUCAGAUGUCAAUCCACUUACUUCAGUGGCCAAGAACCGGGGGAAGAUUAGGGGAAUGUCACAGCCUGCUGAUUUUAACACUUCAGUUUUAUCCACAUCAGGUGGAGGGGGUACUCCAGUUUCAGUUGAUCCUGGAUUAUCAAGAAAUUCGUCUGUGAGUUCAUUGGCCUCAGAAAAAUCAAGUUUGAAUCCAAAUGCUAAGGAGUUCAGACUAAACCCCAAUGCUAAGAGUUUUGUUCCUUCCCAAGCACCUCUAACUCCUGCAUCUCCAGUUUCUGACGGUUCUUUCUACUACCACUCAACAAAUGUGACAUCUGUGCAGCAUGUGCAUGGCAUUGGAAUGGGACCAUCCUAUGCAGGACAUCAUCCAGUUAUACUUACCCCGCAGGUUGCUGCAACUUCACAACCAUAUUAUCAUCCAAACGGACCUCAGUAUGGGCAGCAGCAGGUGAUCAUGGGCCACCCUCGGCAAGUUGUCUAUAUGCCAACCUACCCUCAUGAAAUGCCAUACAGGAGAGGAGGUUUCUAAGCACCGGAGAAGAAGCCACAAUUUAUCUUCCAACUUUCCAAAGCUUUGCUCAUUAUGGAAUACUCUUUGUUUUGCACACCAAACGGUUCUCUACUUGUUUCUACUGUGUUUGGUUGUGUGGGUGGUGGGUUUGGGGGGGGGGGGAUUACCAGUUGGAUUUGAGUCUCUUUAUCACAUUAAAUUGUCCUCAAAAUGUGCCAUAUAGAUCAACUCUGUUUCCUACUUUUAGCAUUUUUGUCUAAAACAUCCUCGUGAUAAUGUGACACUAUAAUGUUUCUUUUGGAAAAUAAGGUAUUUAGUUGAAU
Molecule: messenger RNA, 2357 nt
Organism: Cuscuta campestris
Lineage: Eukaryota; Viridiplantae; Streptophyta; Magnoliopsida; Solanales; Convolvulaceae
Source: the annotation of a GenBank genome assembly